Messenger RNA from Diospyros lotus (date-plum), 3179 nucleotides. RefSeq lists its product as uncharacterized. The coding region runs from base 797 to 2851 and encodes 684 amino acids. The record is from RefSeq and is a predicted model, not a curated record. NCBI's taxonomy places the organism in Eukaryota, Viridiplantae, Streptophyta, Magnoliopsida, Ericales, Ebenaceae. The transcript is spliced from 13 exons. Gene Ontology annotation, cellular component: integrator complex. Gene Ontology annotation, biological process: snRNA processing.
GCCAUUCAAAACGCAUACCCAAAGUACGCAUAACCUCUCCGGAGUUGCGUUGUGUUUCUCUCAAGCCAAUAUAAACCCUAGCCGGAGCUGCCCGGAGGCGUCGACGAGACUUUCUAAGAUCACGGGUAGGUAGUUAAUGAAGAUAAACCAGCAGCGAAAGGGAUUCUCACCUGAUUAAUCGCCGACGAUGCACCGUGCUUUAACUGAGAAUCUCAGGGCCAGACCUAUAGUGAGGCCCGUGAGGGGGUUGUCUCAGGGCCCAUAAAUUUUGUCACUUUUGGGGGCCAUAAAUUUUUUCCAAGCCCACCCCCAAUCAGCGCCUUCUGCAAACCCUACUCCGUCUCUGGCUUUCUUGCCCUCGCUGCUUCGCGGCUCGCCCUCGCCCUCGCCCUCGCUUGACGCUUGCUCGCUCUCGCUCGCGGCUCGCCCUCGCCUCUCAGUCGGUAGCUGGGGAGGUCGCAUCUAUGGCUACUGGCUCUGGCUCUCUAACUCUUGUUCUCGCUGGGUGACUGGAUCGCACGCCUCUCUGCAUUGCCAUUGGGACACUUUGGUUCAAUCUUUUGAGGUUUGGUUCCAUCUUUGGUGUUGUGUUCUGUUCGGGUUCAAAUUCAAUACCAGUGACAAAAAAAUCUUUUGGUUCAAUCUUUGGUGUUGUGUUCUUGUUCUUGGCGGGCAGGCAGUGGCCAUUGGCCAGUGGGCAUCCCUUCAUACUCUAGAGACUAAGAGACUAGGUUAACAUGGGAAUGCCACGAUCUCCAUUUUCUACGCUGAGGAACUUCUUACCUGCUUUAGCUCCAUGAAGCUUACAUGUCUAAGCAAAGGUGGAGGUUUUCAUUUCCCACCCUGCUACAUAAUCGAUGUGUGUGGGAUCCUGGUCUUACUUGACUGUCCCCUGGACCUUUCUGCUCUCGCAAUCUUUGCUCCUAUUCUUACUGAUAUAUCCAAUGAUUCUGAGCCUGGGGACCAAAAGAGACAGAAAAGGGAGAAAGCCCUUGAUGCAAAAGUUUUGGUGCAGUCAGAGCCUUGUUACAAGAAUGUUAAUAAUUUACACCUGUGGGAUAGUGCUUUCGUUAAUGUUGUUUUGAUCUCAAGCCCUAUGGGUAUGCUGGGGUUGCCAUUUCUAACUCGCACCAAGGCUUUUUCUGCUAAGAUUUAUGCUACUGAAGCAGCGGCACGACUUGGGGGCCUUAUGAUGGCAGAUCUUGUGGCGAUGCAUACGGAACUGAGACAGUUUUAUGGGCCUGAAGAUUGUAGUUUUCCUCAAUGGAUGAAAUGGGAACAGCUUGAAGUGCUUCCAUCAGUACUGAAAGAGAGAAUUUUGGCCAAAGAUGGAUCUGAUAUCAGUAGUUGGAUGCCUCUGUAUAGUGCAGGUGAUGUGAAGGAUUGUAUGCAGAUGGUUCAGACUUUGAAAUAUGCUGAAGAAACCUGCUACAAUGGCACAUUGAUCUUAAAAGCAUUCAGCUCUGGUCUAGAAAUAGGUGCAUGCAAUUGGACUAUAAGUUCUCCAAAAGGAAGCAUUGCAUGCCUUUCCAGCUCCAUUUUUGUAUCUUCUCAUGCAAAGAGUUUUGAUUACCAUGCUCUCCAAGGAUAUGAUAUAAUUUUGUAUACUGAUUUCUCACUGCUUGACAUCGUGGAAGAUACUGAUGGCAAUAAUUGUUCUGUGACAACUGCAAACAAAUUUUCAGCUAUCAGAGAUGAUAGCAAGAACCAGGAUAUAGUUGCUGGGUUGCUGCUUGACAAUGAUGAGAAUUUGGAGGAGUUGGAGAAAUUAGCUUUUAUAUCUUCCUGCGCCAUUGAUUCUGUUAAAGCUAGAGGUUCAGUCCUUAUUCCAAUGGGACGACUUGGAAUUUUACUGCAGCUUUUGGAGAAUAUUUCAUGUUCUCUAGAUUCUUUAAAUCUUAAGGUGCCCAUAUUCAUGAUUUCUUCUGUAGCAGAAGAAUUACUAGCAUUCUCAAAUAUUAUUCCAGAAUGGUUAUGCAAACAACGGCAAGAAAAGCUGUACUCUGGUCAGCCAUUGUUUGCUCAUAUCGACCUUUUAAAAGAAAAAAAGCUUCAUUUAUUUCCUGCAGUUCAUUCGGAUAAAUUACUAAAAAUGUGGCAGGAACCAUGCAUUGUGUUCUGCUCACACUGGAGCCUGCGGCUUGGACCUGUUGUUCAUUUGCUUCGCCGUUGGUCUGGGGAUCAAAAUUCUUUACUUGUCAUGGAGAAAGGAGUAGAUGCUGAUUUGGCUCUCUUACCUUUCAAGCCAAUGGCAAUGAAGAUCCUGCAAUGCUCAUUUCUUUGUGGAAUGAGGAUGCAGAAAGUUCAACCUUUGUUGAAGAUGUUACAACCAAAACUUGUAUUGUUCCCUGAAAAUCUGAGGCGGUGUUUUGAGUUUUCAUGCACAAGUUCAACAUCCUUCAUUCAAUACUCGGAAUACGAAACAGUACGAAUCCCAAGCUUGAAGUUCACUCGAGACUUGGAAAUUGCAGCGGACUUGGCUUGCAACCUCCAGUGGACAAAGUUGGAACAGGAUAAUAUCAAUAUAGCAAGGCUAAAGGGAGAGUUAUUUGUGGAACACAGCAAACACAGGUUACUUGGAAAAGAGCAACUAGUCUCUUCACCCCCUAAACACUUGACCCACUGGGGUUCGGUUAAUAUGCAAAAUCUUAUGACAGCGUUGCAGAAGAUGGGGAUUAAUGCUUCUGUUGAACAAGGCUCGAAUAAUUCCAAAUCAGAAUACAAGGUACAUGUUGAGCCCAAUAAGGCCUUAAUUGAGGUUGAAGCUGGACGUACCGUUAUUAGCUCAACUGAUGAGAAAUUGGCUGCGUCCAUUUUCGGAGCCAUCACCAGUUGUUUGGAGGGCAUUUAACAGAAGAGGCAUUCCUUUUAACUCUUGUGUUGACUUGUUCCCCCUUUUUCGGCGACCUGGAUUAUGGGCAAAUGUCAUACAAGGAAGGAUGUUUCUCUGACUGGAGCAUUUUUGGUUCUUUGCUCUUAUUUUCCAGUACUUGUUACUUCUUGUCGAUGGUUAGGCAGGAAACAGAAAAGCUCGAUACUGUACAGCUACAAUUUCUAGUUAACAGUCCAAUAUCUGUAAUUUUGUUGGGGGCGAGGGUGUCCUAUAUGUAAUGUAUUGCUUGUGAAAUUCCCGAGUAUUUGAGCAAAUCUUGAUGAAAUUGGUGUAGGAUUGAUUCGUA